Messenger RNA from Aspergillus ochraceoroseus IBT 24754, 1877 nucleotides. Its product is annotated as transcriptional regulator SPT3. The coding region runs from base 448 to 1647 and encodes 399 amino acids. Gene Ontology annotation, molecular function: transcription coregulator activity; protein heterodimerization activity. The transcript is spliced from 3 exons. The record is from RefSeq and is a predicted model, not a curated record. Gene Ontology annotation, biological process: transcription by RNA polymerase II. Gene Ontology annotation, cellular component: SAGA complex. NCBI's taxonomy places the organism in Eukaryota, Fungi, Ascomycota, Eurotiomycetes, Eurotiales, Aspergillaceae.
AUUCAUUCUUAUUGGAGUUUUUCAUCUUGUUUUAUCGAUAUUUCAGGUCUUUACUGAAUUUCUGUUGUGGCUUGUUUGAUAAUUUGUUUGAUUUCAAUGCUUGAUUGCCAACAUGUCUACCGAUCGUACGCCGAAGUACCGACAGGAAAUCCAGCAGGUAAGCAUACUUUCAUCCGAUGCGCUUAUUUGCUCCCCUUCUUCAGUUGGAUCCAGAGAAAAAAAGGCGCAAGGUAUAGAAUGAUAUGGAGACAAUUCCUUGUUUUGAGUGAGUUUAUCUGGUAGUAUGUUGUAUUCUGAGCAUGGGCAACAGGCUGUCAUAGCCGCGCUCCAUUUCACUUAUACUGUGUUGCCUGUGACUUAGCCUGUCUGCUUUGUGUCGCUAUUUUUGCUCUUGUCUCCUGUUGUUUCUCAUAGCAUGCCCGGCAUCUCCCGCACCAUCCUUUAGUCAUGCGGACAGACAUGGGAUCAGAGGGGAUUUCCCCGAGCCUGGAUAGCAUUGAGUCCUCUGACUCGGAAAUACGAAAUGGAUCUCCCUUCCGUGACGCAACCCCUCUGUCUGCCGUUGAUUCUGAUGUUUCGGAUGUAUCUUUCAGCAGCAUGGUGUCGUGCUUGGAAGAUGCGGCAUCGGCCGACGAUUGCGGAAUAGAGACACCUGAAGAUAGCAAAACCAUGGAAUUGUUUUCUGCUAGCCUUGCUAACACAUUUCGACAGAUGAUGUUUGUCUCUGGGGAGACUGCUGAGCCUUCAGUUGAGACAACCACUCUGAUUGAGGAUAUUGUCCGCCAGCAAGUUGUCGAGAUUCUGGCCCGCAGCACGGCUUUGGCGACUCGUCGUGGAGUGCGCUCUAUCUCUACUGAUGAUCUGAUCUUUCUGAUUCGCCACGACAAAGCAAAAGUGUCCCGACUAAAGACUUUCCUCUCUUGGAAAGAUGUCCGCAAGAACGUGAAGGACUCUGAUGAUAAGGGUGGGGCCGAUGCUGCUGAUUUUGCAGGGGCCGAUGACCCAAUUGCUGGUGGAGUCGUUGCAGGCCCUCAAGAUGUUGCUUCCAAGCCGAAGAAUAAGAGAGCUCGUGUUGGUCUUGUUUGGGAUGUGAAUAGCUUUUACUCCAUCCAAGUUCCUGAGAGAGAAGAUGAGGAAGACGAGGAGGAGGAAGAGCAAAAUUACGCCACUCUUCAACGCUUAGCAGCUGCGGAUGAGCGAACGAAGAAUAUGACGAAGGAGGAGUACGUGUUUUGGUCUGAAUGCCGCCAAGCAUCCUUCACAUAUCGCAAGAGCAAACGUUUCCGCGAAUGGGCUGGCUUUGGAAUUGUGACCGAAUCUAAACCAAACGACGAUAUUGUCGAUAUCCUUGGGUUUCUCACCUUUGAGAUCGUGCAGACUUUGACUGAAGAAGCCUUGAAGGUUAAGGAACGCGAAGAUCGUGAGAAGAACCGUCGCGGGGGAGCAGAGAAUGGAACCGGCGAGAAUUCCAAGAAGCGCAAGCGCGAAACUGGACUCUUUGAUCCCCCCGAGGAGGGCCGUACUCCAGUAGAACCAAGACACAUCCGCGAGGCAUAUCGCAAGCUUCAGGCGACCCCAAAUAAAAAUAUCGCGAUGCUACUUCAUAACGGACGCAUUCCUGCGCGGAUGCCGGUGCGACUGAUUUGAUACCUUACGGAUUUACGGUGUUUAUCAUUGCAUGGAGUGAUUCAGAUUAACAGAGAUACCCAUACCAUCAUGAGCGUACGAUAUCUAUCACGGGCCUAGGAUUGGUUUUCUUUUUCAGGAGUUAUGCGGAACCUAUUUUCACACUUAUUAUUCACUAUUUUUUCUAGGCCUUGCGUUGCUUGUCUUGUAAUAUAUCUACUAUUAACCAAAUUUUAUUUAUAUUCAACUAU